Molecule: messenger RNA, 1778 nt
Organism: Annulohypoxylon truncatum
Lineage: Eukaryota; Fungi; Ascomycota; Sordariomycetes; Xylariales; Hypoxylaceae
Exons: 2
Coding region: 151-1239 (362 amino acids)
Source: RefSeq, a predicted model, not a curated record
AUCUAUCCCCCCAUUCCUCCUGUCCUCCCUGAAGCCUUUAAUCCAUCACAUCCGCCAACGAGUCUAAGUGCCGGUUCAAUAUCUCGUCAUCGAACACAACCCCUUUGGAUUGUGACCCUUGCUCCCAAAUCCCUUUGGAUACCUUUGAUAAUGGACAUGCACAUGGAUCUGAAAGUAGGCCUUGGAGAAGAGUUUUCCUUCGAAGGCCACGCGUUAUCCUGCGCUUCGUCAAGCGGCAGCUUCUCUUCAGCAUCGACUUCCGGUUCUAUGCCAGAGCCCUUCACACCGACAUCUGGUAGAUCGACUCCUGGGCUACGUUCUAUCUCGAUGGAGCACGAACACGUCGCCUAUCCCGCUCCGGGAGGGUUUGAGUUGACACCUCCGUCAUCAGCAUUCGGAGGCUAUUUCCCUCCAGACGCCAAAGCGGAUAUCCACCGAUACAUGAACUGUCACAGUGCUUCACCAAGUCCGAGUCGAAAGUCUAGCAUGCAGACACAGGUCAUGGAAUUCGAUUAUCCACCAGUCCUACCUAACGCAUUCAACUCCAUGCAGGCCCAAGAUCACUCUCUCGAUCACGCCAACCAUCAGUCUUUAGGAGCUUAUGCCUUCACGGACUACAUCCCCUCACCGCAAUAUCCAGUAUCUACGCCAGGUUACCACCACCUCAGCAACGCUACCUGCGACACAUCGGCAAUGUGGGAGUGGGGAGACAAUAGUCCCGUAUCGUUUUUUGGAAGAGGGAAUCCUUCCGCAUCACCUUCGCCCUCCCAGCCUUUAUCUCGGGAUCGACAUGGCUUGACACCUCCAUACCUCUCGAGCCACGGGAAAAGACGACUCAACGUGGAUAAGGUACAGCAAAAGACUUCGGCCCUCCAGAGAGCGCAACAGCACCGACACGGAAUCCGGAUAGAAAGGAUAGCCGCCGCCACUUUUAAAUGUAACUACCCAAACUGCCAGCGGGGUCCGUUUAAGAGGCAAGAACAUCUAAAGAGGCAUAAGAACAUUAAACAUGCUGAGAAUCCAGUGGCUAUUAUAACAUCAUGUCCAUUCUGUGACAAGCCUUUCAACCGUAAGGACAACUACCGGCAACAUCUCAAGCUCCACACUCUCAAACACCGCCCAACUCGUCGUACGGAUUACUACCCUGAGGCUCAAGCACUACUGGACGAAGAAAUCAACAAAACCAAGCAGAGGAGUCAGCUUAAGAAGAAGAGCGGAGGAUUCAAAGACGAAGACUAACUAUGAGAAUUCGAUACCCGCGACUACGCAUUCAACUACUAUAUACGAAAACACUAGAAUUCAUACCAACCUAGUAACAAUUUUUGGGGUGGGCUCUUGGGCCGGCUGGAGGACUUAUUGAAAGGACAGGAAAAGGAGUACGGCGUCAAUAUACGGAGUCUGGGGCCGGAUGUGCCCUUCCUUAUUUUAUUCCAUUUUGUCGUUUUGUUUACUUUCGCAUUAUAGGCGUUAUCGUGGGAAACCGGUUUUGGGAAUCAAUAUCAAUAUCCUCAUUUUGUGAGCGUAUUCGCAAGAAUACGACGCCACUGACACAGGUGGUUUUUGAUUUUUAUGGGCUGACUGGUCUAUGGGGUAUAACUCUGUACAGUAUUAGUUAUUAGCAUUUUGGAUAGGAAGUCGAAAAGUAGGAUCGGUUAUCGAAUUUUGGUUCCUUGGACUGUACAAUCUCUUUCUCAUCAUCACAUCCUUGUCUACCUAGGUACCUACAUAUCCAUAGUGGUGUUCGUGAUUUCAAUGAAACGAACUAAUAUAGAAUCGAC